This is a messenger RNA of Biomphalaria glabrata, 5936 nucleotides long. RefSeq names its product transcription factor E2F3-like. The transcript is spliced from 10 exons. Lineage: Eukaryota; Metazoa; Mollusca; Gastropoda; Planorbidae. Bases 337 to 1689 code for a protein of 450 amino acids. Gene Ontology annotation, molecular function: RNA polymerase II cis-regulatory region sequence-specific DNA binding; DNA-binding transcription factor activity, RNA polymerase II-specific; protein dimerization activity. Gene Ontology annotation, cellular component: RNA polymerase II transcription regulator complex. Gene Ontology annotation, biological process: regulation of transcription by RNA polymerase II. The record is from RefSeq and is a predicted model, not a curated record.
GCCAAACGGCUUUUUGCUUUGUUAGGCCUACCCACACGGCAUCUGGCUAACUCUUGAUGUAAACGUAACCUGGAUAAUCCGUGUUUUGAUCCAUCAAUAUUUGUGUGUUAUAAAGCUCAUCGAAUCAGAUAUUGUAUAGUACACAAAUAAUUAUAUAUUCAUCUCUGCAUUUUUAUUUAUAUUUUUCGGAUAUCCUUCGUCCUGGAUUAUUUAUUUUUAUUUAAUGCCAUUGAUGAGAACGGAAGUCGUCAACAUACGCUGAGUGGCAGCUGCUAUCGGAGCAGUUCAAGCUGACAGAUCUGUGCAAACUCAACUGUGAUAAGCAUUUAUUUCGAUAUGCCUAGAAAACAAACUCUAGUUGCAAGGCGUGAUCUACCGAUAUUCAUAAAGCAGGAGCCUUCAGAUUCUGGAUCUAAUUCUCAAAAUUUGUUAAAUCUAGCAAGUAUUUAUCCACGCCAGACAACACAAAACACAUCAACAAAGACUGCUGAUUUCUCAUCGUAUGCUAAUACAGAAAUAAAGCUUGAAUUUGAGCACUCUUCUAAUGAUGCAAAUUUAUCGGGUUACCAGCUAGAUUUAAUUGAUGAAUUUGAUAAACCUCAGGUUAAAAGGAGAUUGGAAUUAGACAAUGAAGUCACGGUUGAGGGAUUUAAAACUCCAAAACCCUGCAGGAAAAGAAAAAGCCAGACAGAGUCACCUAGAGCAACCAGGUCGCCACUAGAAAAAACUCGCUAUGACACGUCUCUGGGACUUUUGACCAAAAAGUUUGUUGGGUUGUUGCGUAAUGCACCAGAUGGGGUUGUUGAUCUUAACAAAGCAUCUGAAAUUCUUGAAGUUCAGAAACGCAGAAUUUAUGACAUCACAAAUGUGUUGGAAGGAAUAAAUCUUAUCCAGAAAAAAUCAAAGAACAACAUCCAAUGGAGGGGAGCUGCCAACACAUUCACCACCACAGGAGAGCCGUCCAUACCACAGGUCACACAGAUCAGCACAGCAAGCGUAGACUUGCACUCAGCCAUGGCAGAAUUGAGGACCAAAGAAAAUGUCCUAGAUAAACUCAUCGCCAAUACCACAAGAGCUUUGAGGAAUAUGACAGAGGAUUCUGAGAAUGCACGAUUGGCUUAUGUGACGUACCAGGAUAUUAGAAGCUUGAAUUCUUUGCGUGAGCAAACUGUUAUAGCCAUUAAAGCCCCACCGGAGACAAGGCUAGAAGUCCCUGACCCUGAAAAUAAUAUCCAGAUCUGGCUGAAAAGUACCAGAGGUGCUAUUGAUGUGUUUCUGUGUCCUGAUGAUCUGCCUGGUGAUGAAUCCUCGUCCAGUUCUAGAAGUUCAGAUUCGACUGCUUCUGCCAGUGAUGGUGGCCAGGAUGAGGUUGACGGUCUUGCAUCUAGUGACUUGGGCAAUAAUGCUAAGCCAGGCCAGAGCAGACCUUAUUUUUCAACGGGUGAUCGAUUGUCUGAUCGUCUUAACAGUGCAGAGUCAAUCAAACAGGAACUUUUUUCAGAAGAGUCUUCAGCUGAUGAAACCCUUUUACUGUCUCCAGGCUGUGGAACAUCAUUAUUUCACACGACAGAUCAGGAUAUGCCCUUCAUGCACAUCAACCCUACUUUCAAUCUUGACGAGGACUACCUGUUUAAUGUUAAUGAGAACAGUUUCAAUGAACUAUUGGAUGCCUAUGAUCUGGGUCUAUAAAUUUUUCUUCGUUUGGUGUUGACUGUUCCAAAGACUAAGUGGAUUAAAUAGGAUCAUCUCAAAAACAAGCAAAAUAAAUGGCAUGGCACAGAAUACCAUGCUAAGUACCCCCUUCAUCAUUUAAACGCAUGUUUCUGAGUUGGCAGCCUUGUACACUUGGAAUAAAGUGAGUGAUGUUAUUUAAAUUAAAUAAAAUUAAUGUAAAUUAUUUAUGUCAGCUCUGCUUCAAGUAUCUGAUUAUUACUUUGUUGAGAAAUAUUCAUAAACACGUUUUUUUGUCUUUUUUCCUAUGUAAUAUUGAGUGUGAUUUAAUGUAAAGAUAUUUUGUUAUGUAAUUAUUUCUGAACACAUUUUUAUAGUGACACUUUGUUGAAGACAUGAAAGAAAAUGAUUUUUAUAAUUUAUUCUUGUUGUUGCUAAUUGAAUCUGUACAAUGCUAUGAUAAAAUCACCCUCCUCCAGCCCCAGGUGUCUAUUUAAAAAAACAAUUAGGUGUCUUGUACGUAGUUUCUUGUGCCUUAGAUUUUUUUAUUAUGCUCUCAUAUUGAGAAUAUACUUUUUUUUUUUUCAUCACCCAAAACAUUUUAAUGUACCUAAUCUGCUUGGUAAUUUGUUCCAUUCCUGCAGUUGUUUUUUUUUUCUUUUGAAGUUUUGUUUCUUGACUAUGUAAAUUAAGAGUUAUUUGGAGCUGAUGACUAAUACAAAUUAUUUAGAGAAAAGUGAACUGCAAGUCUAGGUAGAAGUUACAAAACUUAUUUUUAAAAUUCUACAAAUUAGAAAAACUCAUUAAAAAAGCUCACUCAUUCAUUAUUUAACAAAAACAAAAAACAUGAAUGAAGGUAUUCAUCAAUACAUGCAAAACAUUUAUAUUAUUUUUAUUUAAAAGUUUUCAACUUGAAAUUGAUUUAGUUUUGUCAAAAGUAUCUUUUAGUUUUUGAUAUACCUAUUUACAUUUUUUUUAAUAGAUUAGGAAACAUACAUACUUAAAAAAAAAUGGUUGCUUCUUGUUGCUCUACGCUAAGUUCAGUGAGGACUUGAUACCCUUACUUUGUUCAAGUCUCUCUUAAUGUAAAUAGUGCAAAGAAAAUAUUUGGCUGCUGAAAUCAGAUUGGCUGAAAACCUUGAAAGAUUUUUUUUGUUUAAAUUAUCAUUACAGUGAUAAAAUAAAUAUUUAUGAUGGUUAACCAUUGUCACAGUGUAUAAAUUGUCCUGAAUUUCUUAAAUUUUGUGUUCUGAUUUUAUGUCUGGUUUAAUUUAACAGUGAAACUUCAACCAUUUGUCUAAGUAACAGUCUUGGUAGGCUUUAUACAAGGGUUCUACAUGUAACCUUGUUAUUGAUAACUCAAGUGUUAAUGCCUAGUGUUCAAAUCUGAUAUGAAAUGUCCUUUCACUUCUAUGUACCAUUAUAAUUUUAAAUAUUUAUGGUGACUAAAUGGUAAAGCUUACCUCUUGGAAAGAGAAGAUAUCUAAUUAAGAUUCUUGUGGAAGCUGUGGUUUUUAAUUCAGUAUAUCAGAAUGUGACAUUUGAUGGUGAGGGCCUAUGUACACCACACCCUCAUAGCUGUUACCCACAGAAGUUGAACUGUUUUCCUGCCCCCACUCAGGCCCCCCAUUUCCUUAACACAUAAAGGAAUCAUUAAAGAAUAAUAGACUUUCUCUUUUUAAGGCACUGUGUUAUAGUCUUAUUUAUUUCAAGUAUAUCUAUGAGGUAUGUAUUGAAUCUGCUUCCCUUCUGCUGGAUAUUAAAUGUGAAGCUCCUAAGAACUUCUGACUCUGUGAUAAUCUGUCACUCACCUCCACUAUUCACAACACAUUUCUAGAUGUGGUCUUCACACUAGCUGCACACAUAGAAAAAUACUUGUUUCAUUCCUGUCACAGCAAACAGCUGUAGUUGUAAAGUGUACCGGUAGCCUCAAGAAUACUUCCACAUAAUUAUUUUGUUUGCAAAACCACAAAAGAUUUGUUUAAUAUCCUUCCUUAAAUUGUGUUCUGGGCAUUUUUUAUUUUGAUACUUGUACAAAUGGGUUAAUAGUUUUUGUAUUUGAGAAGUUAAAAUCUAUUGAUUAAAAAAUCAGUUUCUUUUUUUAUUUGGAUGAUGUCUAGGUUAAAUUUGUUCAUGUUGCGGUGCUUUCAGUUGUUAAAAUGAGUCAUAAGUUCAUUCAUAAGUCUUGUUCUUGUAUUGGAUAGUCAGCUAAAUGGCAUUUAUCUGUUCCAUUUCCUAUUUUCUCAGUCAGUGACAGUAUUGUAUGUCACACUAGUAGUAACUGGUAAUGUGCAUUUGUUUUGUAUGGCUUUUCUAUUAUUCAAUUAAUCCAACAUGAGGUUAUUAUGUAUAUAAUGUAAAUAUUCAUUGGACACAAUACCACAGUGAAGAGGUUUCUCAUGGCCCUGUCCUCCCACAAAGAUGAGAUCAUAGAUCCAGAAAUUAGGCUAAGGUACCAAACUAGUUUGGACACUUUUGUUUUGUCAACACCAUAUAUUUUAUUGGUAGGCUCUUAAUGUGGACACUCAUUAAAACUUGUACUUCCAAUAGAAUUAAGAUCAUUGUUCAUGCAUAUUUAUACUUUUUAUUCAUCUGGCACUUAAUCAUUUAAUUUAGCUCCUUGUGAUCAUUUGUUUAUAUUCAUUUAGUUUUCUAAUUUGUCUGAUUACAUUGGUCUGUAUCACACUGACAUUUUAUGUUCAAAUUUGAGUCGUUAUAGAGUUCAGAGCAGAAACAAAAAUGUGUUCCAGUAUCAAGUGUUCGCCAAUCUAUUUUUUUUUUUUUUUUGGGGGGGGGGGUUUUGAAGGGGACUUCCACAUGUUAAAAUAUAUAUUAUUUAUGUUACAGUAAUGUACAAUAAAAUGUUUUUAAAUAAUGUAAUAGUUGUAUAUCACUCAUACUUUAGUAGAACUAGAAAACUAUAACUUUAUUGUAAGCCUUUAGACACUUAAAUGUAUUUUGCCAUAAUGGGAAGUCUUUGGUUUAGCCAAGUCAAUAUGAGUGUGUAGCUUUUGUUAGAAGGCAAGAUGGUCGGCCUAAAGCAGCACUUGUACAACCAGCUAUCAGGUCAACCCUGUGUUCUAUACAGAGUGGUGUGUGUUAGUUUUAUUGGACAAUUUGUGCAUCCUGCAUGACAAUGUAUUCUAAUUAAUUUAGAGAAAAAGUCUAAAAAAAAAUUAUGUACAAAUUUUUAGUUUCUAAAAUGUUAAUUUUUAAGUAAAAUGUUUACCAAGAUACAUGUUAGUGAGCCAAAGGUGUCCUAUGUUGUUUUGUUUUUAGACAGCAUUUAAUUUUUAUAGCAGUGUUCUUAUUUGAUAUUUUAAACCUUUUUCUUUGCUGUAUUUUUACUUUUGUAAUUAUGAAUGUAGGUUUAGAAUGCAUAUAUUUAUUUUUAAAAGAAUUGUUUACAUAAUAUUUUUUUUUUUUUUUUUUUGAGAUCUUGGUUUGAUUUAUUUUUAGUUUUUCUGGCCAAUGUAUGUUGAAUUAUAAUGAGGCUCUGUGUAUAGAUUGAAAGUAAUAAAAAAAUGUAAGGGAAAUACAUAGCAUAAACUUAAAACAUGACUAGCUGUAAUCCAGACACUUUAAAAUAACCUUACCAACAGCUAUGUUGUUGUUUUUCUUUUAUCGAACAGUUGCAACAUCAGAAUAGCACAGCAUUAGCUUUGGAGAAGUUUUAAAAAACAUUUUGAUACAAGAUGUUUAACUAUAGUGGUUCUUGUGGUGUUUUUUUUUUCUAUAUUCACUAGACUGGUAAAGAGAACAAAUUGUCCAACUGCUAGCUUAAUGGAUAGUAGGGUGCUUUCCUGCAUACUAGAUCAACUAUUUUAAUUAGGGUAGUUCUAUAGAAUUCUAUUUAUGCCAAGAGUUCCUUGUCCCCAGUAUAAAGUGGGGAAACAAUCCAGCUGUUGCAGAAUGUGUAUAAUAGAAAUGUAAAUAGUAUGAAGUUUUGUCAUGAAUUCUUGGGGGAAGUAAGUUAACCUGAUGUAACAUGUGAAUGACUUAUGUCCCUUGAACGAAUGAUAGCCUUCUCUGUCUCUGUGUGUUGUGUUGUGGGUAUUGAGAAAGUAUUUGCAAUUAAAACAUUUGUGAUUUAUGUUUUAUGUGUGGAGAAAUGAUCGAAUAGAUGCUGCAUUCCUGAAAUGAUUCUACAAUAUCAAAGACAAAAAAAAUGUUAUAUUUUCAACACAACAUGCUGUUUUCAUUGCCAUGAUUCUAUUUUGUAAACUGGACCAAAUAAAGAGACCAUUUAUACAUUUUAUAGUGCA